Molecule: messenger RNA, 327 nt
Organism: Dacryopinax primogenitus
Lineage: Eukaryota; Fungi; Basidiomycota; Dacrymycetes; Dacrymycetales; Dacrymycetaceae
Exons: 4
Coding region: 1-327 (108 amino acids)
Source: RefSeq, a predicted model, not a curated record
AUGUCACUAGGAGAAGCAGACGCCAAGUUCCCUGGUCAAGGUGGAAACGGCUUGCCACCACCCAAGACAGCCGAGAACCCAGGACAGGUGUAUCCCAAAUCGGACCCUCAAAUUGCACCAUCGUCUACCCACUACGACCGCCCUCUCCCCUCCUCCGAGCCCACUCAUGCGGGACCCCCACCUCCAGAGCCAAGCAAGACCACCUCUGCAGUGCCUGGAACCGGGGGAGCUGUUGGGACAGGGAGGAUGAUUGUGAAGGACGCGCUGGAGGAGGCGGAGAACCCAGCGGUGGACCAGGAGAGAGGAGGGGGGUUCCAGAAUGAAUAA